Hyaloperonospora brassicae is the source of this 1398-nucleotide messenger RNA. The record is from the annotation of a GenBank genome assembly. NCBI's taxonomy places the organism in Eukaryota, Oomycota, Peronosporomycetes, Peronosporales, Peronosporaceae.
AUGUCGAGAAAGACCGCAGGGGCUGCUGUGGCCUUGGCGGCCGUGGCCGGCUUUGCGCGGUGCUCCGCAACGUCCACAGGCGCCGCGUUGACUGUGCUGGCCUCCCCCCGCGUCCAAGACCUCGCGCACCCGCUGCAGCGCGUGGCGUUUGGCUCGUGCAACGACCAGAGCUUUCCGCAGCCCCUGUGGCCCACGAUCGCAGCGCACAAGCCGGAGCUCUGGGUCUGGAUGGGCGACAAUAUUUACGCCGACAUGAAGGAGAUGGGUGAGCCCCGACGGUCGUUCUACACGCGGCCACGUGACAUGUUUGUUGAGGCGUCGCGGGAAGAACUCGUGCGCCGUUACAACAAACUCAUGGCAAACGACGACUACGCAGCGUUCGUGAAGCAGACGCCCGUGAUUGGCAUUUGGGACGACCACGACUACGGCAUCAACGACGGCAGCAAGUUGUUCACGUACCGGGACGAGAGCCAAGAGGUGUUUUUGGAUUUCAUUGGCGAGCCAGAGGACUCUCCACGUCGUCGACAAAAGGGCAUUUACACGUCGUACACGAUCGGAUCGGGAGAACAGACAGUCAAGUUCAUCCUUGUUGACAACCGGUACCACCGAGAUGUGUACGGCACAAAGAACGGCACGCUCCUUGGAGAAGCACAGUGGGAGUGGCUUGGCAACGAACUCCGGACAUCGACCGCGGCCUUCAAUGUCAUCGUUUCAGGAGUUCAGAUUCUUCCGGGCGAUCGCUAUCCGAUUGCUGAGUGUUGGGGCCGUUUCCCGAGCGAGCGCGAGCGGAUGCUAAAGUUGCUCUUGGCCUCGAACGCAAAAGGCGUCAUUCUUCUUAGCGGCGACGUGCACUUUUCUGAGAUCAACCAAGUUGUGUGCUCGAAUGGGGCGAACAAGAUCACGGAGGUCACCAGCUCUGGCAUGACGCAUAGCUGGAUGGAGUUCCAUGUACCAUCGGUGAAGUAUGUGAUGGCUUUGCUGUUCACGUACGCAAACUUUUUGCUGCCGUGGGAGUAUCGCUUGACGCAACAGUCGUUUUACGGCCAUCUCAACUGGGGCUCUAUCGAUAUCGAUUGGGACCGCAAGCCACACCCAGUCGCGACGGUGCAAGUCCGUGGCGCAGAUGACCAAGUGAAGCUUCAGCACAGUUUCCAGUCAACACCUUUGGGCUCAGCUUCUCCCGAGCAAGAUGCCAUCGAAUGCCAAGCAUCACGCCCGGUUGCAAGCUGGCAGCGCUACAUGUGGCACGGAUUGUUCGUCGGAACGGCCGGUGCUUUUCUGCUUUCCGUCCCUUGUCUUCUUCUCGUGCUCGCAUGGCUUUUGGUCAAAAAGGUUAAAACGACGAUUCGUGCCGCCGGUGUAGCGAAGAAACAAAGUGACAGCAAGAAGACUGUGUAA